GAGAAUUGUCAAAUAUGUGUGUUAUGUAUAUUUUGAAUGAAAUGAUGAGAUUCAAGUGCAUGAAGGUAUAAGACUACAAUUUGUUGAAGUUGAUAGCAACACGUGCAUCACGAUGUGCUCUAUUCUAUAACACAAUUUAAUAUGCUUGGGAUGCACCAUAAUAACUAUAGCUUGAAUUGAAACGCAUCUGUAUAUAAAAUUGAAGAGAGUAGGCCAUGACAAAAGUUCAUAUUUUUCCAAGAAUAUAUAACAGAUGUCUAACCUUGGUUCGUCCAUCGAGAGGCUUAAUAGUCUGAGUCCUGUAAUUGCUAAAUUUGAAGCCUUGAAGUUAACAAUAAUAAUUAUAUGAUAAUCUAAUUUUAUAUUGGCUGCCUGCUUUCCAACUCCAUUGUUUUCUGUCUUCUUUAGCUAUUUUCUUGUUCUUGUUCUUGUUCUUGUAUUUAUUUUGUACAUCCACUCCAUUUGCUGCCAUUCGCAAAAUGACAUUUGCCUUCUUCCUAUAAGAACUUCUUGUUCUUGUUAUUGCGGAGCUUAACUAAUUAAUCUUACUGUCAUAUUGCCAUGGAUGUUCAGAAAUCUAGAGACACACCCACAACCAUUUUGAUGCUUCCAUGGAUUGGCUAUGGCCAUCUCUCUGCCUACUUGGAGCUAGCCAAAGUUCUAUCUAGAAGGAACAACUUUCUCAUCUACUUCUGUUCAACUCCUGUUAAUCUUGACUCCAUUAAACCUAGGCUAAUUCCUUCUUCUUCCAUUCAAUUUGUGGAGCUUCAUCUUCCUUCUUCUCCUGAAUUUCCUCCCCAUCUUCACACAACAAACGCCCUUCCCCCUCGCCUUACGCCCACCCUCCACAAAGCCUUCGCUGCGGCUGCCUCACCCUUCGAGGCAAUUUUACAAACACUAUGUCCGCAUCUCCUCAUUUAUGACUCUCUGCAGCAAUGGGCACCACAGAUAGCUUCCUCCCUCAAUAUUCCUGCUAUCAACUUCAAUACAACCGCAGCUUCCAUCAUCUCUCAUGCUCUUCACAAUAUCAACUAUCCGGAUACUAAAUUCCCACUCUCAGAUUGGGUUCUUCAUAAUUACUGGAAAGGCAAAUACACCACCGCCAAUGAAGCCACUUUAGAAAGAAUCCGCCGAGUUAGAGAAUCGUUUCUGUAUUGCUUGAGUGCUUCUCGCGAUAUAACUCUGAUAAGUAGUUGCAGAGAGAUUGAGGGAGAAUACAUGGAUUACCUCUCUGUUCUGUUGAAAAAGAAAGUAAUCGCAGUUGGUCCUUUGGUAUACGAGCCAAGAGAGGACGAUGAAGAUGAAGAUUAUUCAAGGAUCAAGAAUUGGUUGGACAAAAAAGAAGCAUUGUCGACGGUUCUGGUAUCAUUCGGAAGCGAAUUCUUCCCGUCGAAAGAAGAAAUGGAAGAAAUCGGGUGCGGAUUAGAAGAGAGUGGAGCUAAUUUCAUAUGGGUGAUCAGGUCUCCGAAAGGAGAAGAGAAUAAGAGGGUUGAGGAGGCGUUGCCGGAAGGAUUUGUGGAGAAAGCGGGAGAAAGGGCAAUGAUAGUGAAAGAGUGGGCGCCUCAGGGGAAGAUAUUGAAGCAUCGGAGCAUUGGAGGAUUUGUGAGUCAUUGUGGAUGGAAUUCGGUGAUGGAGAGUAUAAUGCUUGGAGUACCUGUAAUAGCGGUUCCGAUGCAUGUGGAUCAGCCGUAUAACGCCGGACUUGUGGAAGAAGCAGGGCUCGGAGUGGAGGCGAAGCGAGAUCCCGACGGCAUGAUACAGAGAGAGGAAGUAGCAAAGCUGAUUAGAGAAGUAGUAGUAGACAAAAGCCGAGAAGACUUGAGGACGAAGGUAAUAGAAAUGGGUGAGAUUUUGAGGAGUAAAGGAGAUGAGAAGAUUGAUGAGAUGGUGGCUCAAAUUUCUCUCUUGCUUAAAAUAUGAAUAUAUCAAAAAAAAAAAUUAUAAUCCCAAAAUGGGUACCAAAAAUAAUAAAAAUUGUUAUAAACCAAAAGUUAAUUCCUUAUAUUAUAUGUUUUAACAUUUAUAAAUUUAAUAUUCAAUCAUAUAACGUGUCUCCUCGA
Cucumis sativus (cucumber) is the source of this 2060-nucleotide messenger RNA. Its product is annotated as UDP-glucosyltransferase 29. Gene Ontology annotation, molecular function: UDP-glycosyltransferase activity. The coding region runs from base 562 to 1920 and encodes 452 amino acids. The transcript has a single exon. The record is from RefSeq and is a predicted model, not a curated record. Lineage: Eukaryota; Viridiplantae; Streptophyta; Magnoliopsida; Cucurbitales; Cucurbitaceae.